AUGCAGAAAAUAAAUGUGCUCCUCGAAGAUUCCAAAGAAAUGUCACUGAAUAAGCUUCCACUUUCUGAGAUGUCAACUGCUGAAUUAACAGAUUUUGUCCGCACCACAGACAACAAAACAGCUAAAAAAUGGCUGCUUGUUCGUCAUUGUGCCACUGGGAAUAUUACAGAAGCUGAAAAACUUAAGGACAGGUUGGAUGCAGAGGGCUUUCUUUAUCCACCAAUUGUUUUGCGUCAAUUAUUGUUUCUCAAUGCAGCACACAAAAAAGAUGAGGAAGAAGCCAUGAAAUAUCUCAAUUUACUUCAAAGUCAGUAUCCUGAAUAUAGUGAUUGUUCCCGAGCAAUAUUAAAUAUGGCUGCUUUAUUAACAGAAAAUGGAAAAGUAACUGAUGCAGUUAAGAUAUUAGAAAAUUAUGCUGAAACUCAUGGUGAUUACAUAGAAAAACAAAAAUAUAAUACUACUUAUAUUUUGGAAAAUGACUGUUUGACAUUGAUUAAAACUGUUGUAAAGAAAGAAGAACCAACCAUUACCAAACAAGUUCUGCAGUUGAUAUUUAAUCUGGGUUACAUAAAACCAGCAACUUUUGAGUUGAUAGAAGCAGUAAUGGAAGGAUACCUUGACCGGAAUGAACAGGAAUAUUGCAUGGACAUAUUAGAGUGGAUUAUCACUGAAUAUAAACGCGCUCCUUGCAUUGAUAGAUUACUACAGAUGUUCAUUAAAGCUGAAGAUCCAGAGAAAUUACAGAAACUAAUGGACCUUGUCAUUCCUAUUCAUGGUGAGAUGAACUUACUUCAUCAAUUGAUGGUCAAUUUAGUAGACUGUGGACAUUUGAAGAAAGCCAGGAAAGUUUUAGAGACUCCUGGAAUGCGAGCUGCAAUGAUUCGUCUGAAGAUAGGCUGUGAAAAUAUGAUCUCCCAGAACAAGAUCACAGAAUUGGAACAAUUGGUUGAGAUUACAAAAGACAUGUUUGCAUUGGAUCGAGAUGAAAUGUUGUUUCAAUUGAUUAGAGGCUAUGUGAAAGUUGGUGAUUUCAAAAAGGCUGAGGAUGUGUUGAACCAAUAUGAGGAAGAAGGUUUCUCCCCAUCUGGUCGGACAUUACGCUAUUUGGCCAAAGCUAUGAAAGGAGCUGGAUUGGAAAUCUCGUUUGAUGUUCCAACCAUUCAUAAUGAAAAACUCAAUGAUAUCAUGAACACAGAAGAUGAAAUUUUACGUCACGUACAAGAAAAUCGGAUUCAAACUGCUAAAGAUAUGAUAAGAAAAUUGGAAGCAAGUGGACAUCAUAAUUCAGAUUUGCUUGUCAAGAUUGCUGAGUUCUUCUCUAAAGUGAACAAACAUAAAGAAGUUGGCUGGGUGAUGCAGAUGUUAGCAGACCAUGGUGAUGUUGAGUCUUUGCUGCUUCUUAAGGCAAAACACAUUGCUGCAAACAUAGAUGUUUUGAACAAGUGUGUCUUUACUGCAUAUGUCAACAGUAAUCGAAUACAAGAGUUAAUUGAUCACCUGAAUGAAAACCUUAAUUCUGUAGUAAGUUAUAUUUCUGUCAGAGGUAUGACAGCAAUUGCAGAUCAACACCAGGAUCAUUUGGUUUACUUUGAAGAAUUAGCAGAAAAAUGUUCCUUGCCAAAUCAGAAAGCAAUUCUUCGCACUUUAUGGCAAACUUUAUUCUACAAGAACCCACAGUGUCCAAGAGCAUCUGCUAUUUUACAGAAACACUCUGAAAUGCUUAAUCAAAUGAGUGUCCUUGGCUUGUGUCAGAAAUCAGUACAUGAAAAUAAAUUAGAUGUAUUGACAGAAAUGGAAAAGUUAUUUUAUCAGAAGAAACAGACAAUUGCUUUUAUCAAAAAUCAUAUCAUACAGCUUCAUGCCAAAAAUGGUAAUGUUGAAGGCUGCCUUUCUGCAUUUGAAAACCUGAAAAAUGAUGGCUUUGACGAGAGCUGCUUGAAAAAGGCUGUUGUCAUGCAAGUGGAAAAGUUGAUGACCUUGAACCAAAGACCAAUUCCUUGGAAGACCCAAACGGUAACUGAUUCUUCUUCUUCUUCAUCAUCAGACAGUUCUUCGGAUGAAGAGACAGAAAUAAAGGGCAAAAGUCAAUGA
Acanthosepion pharaonis is the source of this 2091-nucleotide messenger RNA. Lineage: Eukaryota; Metazoa; Mollusca; Cephalopoda; Sepiida; Sepiidae. The record is from the annotation of a GenBank genome assembly.